This is a messenger RNA of Lytechinus variegatus (green sea urchin), 2597 nucleotides long. Its product is annotated as zinc finger BED domain-containing protein 4-like. The record is from RefSeq and is a predicted model, not a curated record. NCBI's taxonomy places the organism in Eukaryota, Metazoa, Echinodermata, Echinoidea, Temnopleuroida, Toxopneustidae. The transcript is spliced from 3 exons. Bases 37 to 2058 code for a protein of 673 amino acids. Gene Ontology annotation, molecular function: DNA binding; protein dimerization activity.
GAGUGUUUCACCCGAACGGAGGUUCAUUUUGUCAAAAUGGCAGCGAGAAAGCGCAAGUCCGAUGUGUGGGACCAUUUCCAAAUAGACCCAGACAAUGAUAACUUGGCAGUCUGUAAUCACUGUGGGGAAAAGCGAUCUCGCGGUCGAGAUCCGAAGAAUCGCAGUACGACAAAUCUUAAAAGGCAUCUUGAAAAAUGCCCUGGAGAUCGGCCAGGGAAUCGAGGAGUGGCAAGAGGAGCUGGAAGACAAUUAACGCUUCUUGAAACAGCAGAACGGAGGGCCUCAUAUCCUCCUCAAAGUGAGCGUGCGAAGGCUAUAACUCGGGCCGUGGGCAUGAUGAUGGCAAUGGACAUGCGGCCAUACAGCAUGGUCGAAAAUGACGGGUUUCAACAUUUACUGAAUACGAUGGAUUCCAGGUACAAAGUUCCAUCUAGAACAUUUUUUUCGGACACUGUUAUCCCUGAACUUUAUCGAGAAGUCGUCAGUGGCCUCAAAGAGGAAUUGGCAUCGGCCAUGUGUGGGGUCAGCUUAACAACUGACAUGUGGAGAUCGCAUCAAAACAGGGAAUACAUGUGCGUGACAUUUCACUGGACUAACCAAGUUAACAACCAGUUCAUCAGACGUCAAGCUCUUGUGAGUUUGAAGGAAUUUCCUGAGGCCACGACUGCUGUCAACAUCCGGGAACAUCUGAACGAAGUAAUGGCGGAGUGGCUCCCCCCACGUAAGAAGCUUCUUUUCUCCGUCAGUGACAACGGGGCAAACAUUAAGAGGUGUUUAAUUGAUGCAGCGGAUGGAGACUUUAGUUUGGGUUGGGUACCCUGUGCUGCACAUUGUUUGAACUUAACUACAAGGAAUAGUCUUGAUCAGCUAGCGGUAAAGGACAGUCUCAAAGCAGUCCGUACUCUCGUAAGCAAGGUGAAAAACUCUCAUCCUGUCAAGAGGAGAUUCGAGGAGCUGCUCAAUCUCCAUUAUCCUGACCAACCACAUACAUCACUGGUAAAGGAUGUUGAUACAAGGUGGAAUUCGACUCUCGAUAUGGUCAAGUCUGUCUUAAAAUAUCGAGAUGCCGCCGAAUCUCUAGCAAAUGAUAGGAUCAUGAUAGGAUUUCAAGACUUUCAAAGGCCUAGAGUAUUCGCCCAUUGGUCCCAAGUUUUCGACCUGCUUAAUGGAGUCAUCGAUGCCUUGCAGCCAUCAAAGGAGGCCACGCUGAUGGUUUCAUCAGAUGACAGUUCACUCGCUGAUUACAUUCCUCUCAUCAAGGGCUUCAGCAAACAACUCAGUCAACUCAGUGCUUCUCCCAAUCAUGCUGUAAAUGUAGGCACACUCCUCGAUGACCUUCGUGAGAAAUGGAGAACAAGAAUGGAUUGGGUAGCAUCACCAACACCAGGAGAGGACGAAGAUGAGAGGGAAUUGAAUGAACAAGUGAUUCUUCGCACGUUUCAUGUAUCAACUGUCUUUGACCCUAGAUACAAGAUGAAGUACGCCCCAAAGAGCAACGAGAUAAGAUCGAAGAUCAGAGAUGCUGUCGUCGAUGUCGUUGUGAUGCUGACGAGGACAGAAGUUGAGGUUGAAGGCGUGAUGAUGGAAUCAUCCGAUGACGAGGGUGCUGUUCCAGCCGCCAUCGUACAACGGAGUCGGGCGCAAGCAGCUGAGAAUGCACCAGGCCCUUCGUUGUCAUCAUCCAUGAGAGAUGCCAUGGUUUCGUCCAGCUCAGCCUCAUCUUCCGAGUCGGAUGAAAAUGAUCCCGGUCAUCGCCGUCGUCCAGCUCGUCAACUAAGUCGCCAGAGCGUACAGACAGAGUUGGACACGUAUCUCCAACAGCCAGUAUUGAAAGGAAAUGAUGACCCAUUGAGGUACUGGUCGGAAAGAGUUGACAUGUUUCAUCUAUUAACUCCUGUAGCAGUUGCUUACCUCGCCUGUCCGCCAUCGAGUGUCACGAGCGAAAGAAUGUUCAGCGUUGCCGGGGACAUUGUUACAAAGAAGAGAUGCUCACUAAAACCCGGAAAUCUUGAGCGGCUUGCCAUUAUCAAAGUCAAUCGACGCUUUCUCAGGAAAUAACUCUCAUGUACAUGGCGAACUGGUUGGUAUCUUCAAAAUUACAUGUACGUUAUGAACCUGUUUUUACUAUGAACUUUAACCAUAUUGGACAUUUUUGAAAUACAUGCCAAUCAUAUUUUACAUGUAUAACUUGUUCAAAGAUAAUUUUUCACCUUGUUUGAUAUUUUAUAUUAAUAUUUUCAUGCAUUUGGAAGUGUCCUUUUCUACGUCAAUGAUAUUUGAUUUCCGGACUUAACAAUCCACUUUCUCAUCGUAGUCGACUUUGCAAUUUAAAUAAUCACUACAAGCUGUCGUUAAUCCAAGCCUUAUUUCAAUAGCAUGAUUUUCCGUUUCGAGUUUGUUCAAAUUUUAAAAUUGCUAGUCAACUCUUUUUAUUCGAUGACAUAUUUUUUUUUUUACUUUUUUCGAAAGAUAAUCAUAUGUUCGUACCCCGCUCUUUUUUAUGUUUGUAAUUAUUUUCGAUAGUUUCACUAAUUAGCAUUCUAGAUUCAACAUUCCCACCCCCUUGAAAAAAAAUAUUUUUGGAUUUGGGAAGUUUG